Molecule: messenger RNA, 3507 nt
Organism: Medioppia subpectinata
Lineage: Eukaryota; Metazoa; Arthropoda; Arachnida; Sarcoptiformes; Oppiidae
Source: the annotation of a GenBank genome assembly
AUGAGUUUGAUGGUGCCACGCAAAUAUCAGGGUCUGGAUGCGGCCAAUGGUCAGCCCAUAUGUUUAAUUCCGGUUAGUUUUACCCUCACUGACCCAAAGACACGGAUACCUGUGAGAGUAGUAUUGGGUGACCAGGAUAUCAAUGAAAACACUGAUGAUCCGACUAAAUCUGCCACACAAUACCCCAAAUGCUAUAAGUUUCAAGAUGAUAAUAUUGUGCUUAAUAUAAUCGAUACGCCGGGAAUUGGGGACACAGAGGAAUUGUUCACUCAUUUGAAUAAAAGCACCGCAAAUAAUAUAAUAUUUCUAUACACUAACGCCCGGAGCACUCACUACUUGCCCGGCGAUUCCAGUCCAGCCUUAAUGAGUGUUUUAAACAAAGUAAAGAAUAGACCGCCAAAAGUGGACAUCAUUUAUAACAAGGAGACGACCUAUUGUUUUGAUAACGAGUCCUUCCGAUAUCUCGUGGCUUUGGUUCCGCCAAAUAAUAUACAGUUUGACACCAAAUAUAAGCCAAGUUAUGUGGAAAGUUGGAAGAGAUCUGUAGAGGAAUGUCAGCGACUAUUCAGUUACAUAACACAACUCACACCACACAAAGUGAUGGACACCCUAUCCCUCAAUAACGCCAAACAAAUCAUACAAUUAUUAACUAAACCUAUGGCUGACAUCACGAAGAAUAUCGCGGAUAAUAUUAAUGAAUGCGAGAGAUAUAUGGCUGAAGUCCAUGAAUACAAUGAAUCCAUUGAAAGCCUACAGCAAAAACUAUACAUACCAUCGGUUGAGAUAAAAACCAUACCAUUAGAUCGACCCAAGACUGUAUGCGUUGAGGGCAAGUGCUGUACGCGUCAAACACUAAAUGGCCUUGUCCAUACAAAAUACAACGAAUGCCAUUCACCAUGCUACCUUAAUUAUAGCAGCAACACUAUUGUGGGCACUAAAGGUUUAAUACAAUGCAAAGCAUUCAAUGCGAACAGUAAUAGCGACCUUCGCCCUGGUGAGCCAACAAAAUUGUCCAGGGCAACUUUUUCUAACAAGCACUGCCUCGAGUGCGGCCACAGUUACAAAAAGCACUUGCAUUUGUGGUACGAAACGGUGGCCAAACUGAACGAAGUGAUCGAUCAAACGGUAGACUCGGGGCUCAGAGCUAACCAAUCGGCCGCUGAGGCCAAAGAGCAACAGAUCCUACUUCUGGACCAACGGAUCGCCGAAUUGAGCGCCGAAAGCAAUACAAUUGUUUACUCUAUGGCAGAGUUUAUGUGUUUUUUGGCCGCCAAUGCGUUGACGCCAUUGAACGACGCCUUUGGAAACUAUGUUAAGCACAUGAUUGCCAACGAGUCGUUUGAAACGCCCGGCGCUGACAGCCCGGCCACUGCGGACCGACUCAAACAUGUGUUAGAGAAAUAUAAUACCGAUAAAGAGUUGGUUAAGUUAGCCGUUAAAACCACUCGCGGGUCAAAGGGUUCGGUGAUUACCGUAGAGGAAAUAGACGAGUGCGUUCGUAAACUGUGCAAGCUCAAACAUAAGGGUAAAGAAAUUAGCAACAUGAUAGAUGAGCUGCCGUUUGAUAAAUCUUCAGAUAUGGACAAAUCGCCACCAAAACAAAAAAAAGAGAUUACAGUACUAUUGUUGGGACAGUCAGGUGUGGGAAAGUCCACAUUUAUUAACGCAAUCGUAAACUAUUUGUCCUUUGAGACAAUGGAUGCGGCGAACGGUCAGCCCAUAUGCUUAAUGCCCGUCAGCUUUACAAUAGCGGACCCCAUGACUAGAAUGCCGCUGACAGUAUCGCUGGGUGACCAGGAUCACGCACAGGAAAAGAUUAAGGACACUACCACAUCUGUCACACAAUACCCCAUGUGUUAUAAGUUUGAAGAUGAUAAUAUUGUGCUCAAUAUAAUCGAUACGCCGGGAAUUGCGGACACGGAUGGUGUGGAUAAAGAUAAUGAAAAUAUGAAAAAUAUUUUAGAUUUUAUUAGCAAUUAUCGAGAAAUUAAUGCUUUUUGUGUUCUACUAAAGUCUAACGACACCAGAGUUAGCGUUAUGUUCAAGUAUUGCAUAUUUGAAUUGUUCACUCAUUUGAAUAAAAGCGCCGCAAAUAAUAUACUAUUUCUGUUCACAAACUGCCGGAGCACUCAUUACAUGCCCGGAGAAUCCGGUCCCCUAUUAAUUAGUAUUUUGGAGCAAAUCAAGAAAAGUCCCCCAAAUGUUGAAAUACCUUAUAAUUUGAAUACAACGUAUUGUUUCGAUUCCGAGUCGUUUCGAUAUCUCGUGGCUACGAGUGAUCCUAAUAAUAUACAGUUUGACCCAAAACAUAAAGCUAGUUAUGUUGAGAGUUGGGAAAUAUCUGUGAAGGAAUGUCAGCGCUUAUUUGAGUACAUAAUACAACUCACACCACACAAAGUGAUGGACACCUUAUCACUCAAUAACGCCAAACAAAUCAUACAUUUAUUGACCCAACCGUUGGCCGAUAUCGCAAAGAAUAUUGCGGAUAACGUUAAGCAAUGCGAAGAACAUAGCGUUGAGAUCAAUGAGUUUACGGGAACUAUUGAAGAGUUAAACAAUAAGCUAUAUAUACCAUCGGUUGACAUAAUAACCGUACCAUUGGAUCGACCAAAGACUGUAUGCAGUGAUGGCGAGUGUUGCGAAGCGAAAAUAAUUAACGGGGUAACCGACAUUACCUACACGCGCGAAUGCCACUCACCAUGCUACCUUGUCUUAAACACUGGCGAUAUUAUGGGAAACACGGCUUUAUUGCGAUGCAAGGCGUUUAACAAGGAAAGUAGAAGCGAUCGUAACCGGGGUGAGUUGAAAUCAUGGUGGUUGGCCAGGGUGCUAUCCAAGCCAAGUGAGAAACGCAAGGAAAAAGGUGCACAGUCAAAUGAGUGUCACGUAUGCGGCCACAGUUACGAGAAGCACAUGCAAUUGUUAUACGAAACGCAACAAAGAGUGACCAAGGUCACCGACCAGGCUGUGAACACGCAGAUCAAGUCCGUACAAAUGGCCGCCGAUCUUAAGGAGCGUCAGUUACGAAGUCUCGACAAACGAGUCGCCGAAUUGAACGCCGAAAACAAGAUUAUCGCUCAAUCGGUGCCAAAGUUUGCUUGUUUUCUGGCCAACAAUGCGUUGACGCCUAUAAACGACGCGUUCGAGGACUACGUCCGGCACCUCAUAGCCAACGAGCGGAGAGGUUUGGCGACGUCCGGCGCCGACAGUCGGGUCACAACCGAACGACUCGAACAAAUGCUCGAUCAAUACAAGGAUGAGAAAGAGUUGAUUAAGUCGAAAAUGAAUGAGCCCGAUGCCGGUUCACCUGGCUCCAUUACGUUGGCCGAAAUAAACGCGUGUGUCGAGCGACUGCGCAUGCUCAAACAUAAGGGUGGUGAAAUUAGUAGAAUGCUCGACGAACAGAGUCGGGCAAAAGUGAGUCGACACGUACGUCAGAAUCACGUAGAUUGUAGAGCAUUGCCCAAUAAUAAAUUCAGCAUUGCCAAAUUGUUCUCCAAAAAAUGA